GCGGCACCGUCGCCAGCUGCGCGUUCCCGUUACCGGACCGCCCUGCUCCUGUCACUCCAGCGGCGGCUCUCAGCACCGUGUCGGGGUGGGCGUGUCCCUGUCUCCGAUGUGACGUCGCAUAUUCCCUGCUUACGGUGAUCUCUCACCCACGACAUCGUUCUGCGUAAUCCGUUUUAUGGAGCUGGAAGGUGGAUCCGGGGAGCCGGGUGCUGCAGUGAUGGAGGCAGUAGUUUCGGAUGAGGAAAUGCCGUCCACCUCACGGGAAGAAGAGGCAGAGGCACCUACUAGCGCUGAGGAGAUAAAUGAUCCCCCCUUCCAGCUGAAACUUCCACCUAAAGCUGCACGUCCUGAAAAGGAAGUGGAUCCAGAAUAUGAAGAAAAGAUGAAAACAGACUGUUCAAAAAGAUUUGAAUUUCUCCUGAAGCAGACAGAACUGUUUGCACAUUUCAUUCAGCCUGCUUCACAGAAGUCUCCAACUUCUCCCCUCAAAGUGAAAUUAGGACGCCCCAGGAUAAAGAAAGAUGAGAAACAGACUUUGUUGUCUGCUGGAGACAAUCGGCACCGACGUACGGAGCAAGAAGAAGAUGAAGAGUUGCUGUCUGAAAGCCGUAAAACCUCCAAUGUGUGUGUGCGAUUUGAAGAGUCACCUUCUUACGUAAAAGGAGGAACACUGAGAGAUUACCAAGUCAGAGGCCUCAACUGGAUGAUCUCUUUGUAUGAAAAUGGCAUUAACGGCAUAUUAGCAGAUGAAAUGGGUUUAGGAAAGACCCUGCAAACAAUUGCUUUGCUGGGCUACCUUAAGCACUACAGGAACAUUCCAGGUCCCCACAUGGUUUUGGUGCCCAAGUCUACUCUACACAACUGGAUGAAUGAAUUUAAACGCUGGGUUCCUUCUCUUCAUGCAGUUUGUCUUAUUGGUGACAAAAAUGCACGGGCAGCUUUUAUACGAGACGUAAUGAUGCCAGGAGAUUGGGAUGUCUGCGUUACCUCCUAUGAAAUGGUCAUAAGAGAAAAAUCUGUUUUCAAGAGGUUCAACUGGAGAUACCUGGUCAUUGAUGAGGCACACAGAAUAAAGAAUGAAAAGUCCAAGCUGUCUGAAAUCGUUCGUGAGUUUAAGACAACAAAUCGGCUAUUACUGACGGGAACUCCCCUGCAGAAUAACCUCCAUGAGUUGUGGGCAUUACUCAAUUUCCUUCUACCUGAUGUGUUUAAUUCAUCAGAGGAUUUUGACUCUUGGUUUGAUACCAACAAUUGUCUUGGGGAUCAGAAGCUUGUUGAAAGACUUCAUGCAGUCUUAAAGCCAUUCUUGUUGCGUCGCAUAAAAGCUGAAGUAGAAAAGAGCCUACCCCCCAAAAAAGAAGUAAAAAUUUAUCUUGGACUCAGUAAAAUGCAGAGGGAAUGGUACACAAAAAUUCUAAUGAAAGAUAUUGACAUUCUGAAUUCUGCUGGGAAAAUGGACAAGAUGCGCUUGUUAAAUAUACUGAUGCAGUUACGCAAGUGUUGUAACCACCCAUAUCUAUUCGAUGGUGCUGAGCCUGGUCCUCCAUAUACCACUGACACUCAUCUUGUCUACAAUAGUGGUAAGAUGGUGGCUUUGGAUAAAUUGCUUCCCAAACUGAAAGAACAAGGUUCCAGGGUUCUGAUAUUCAGUCAGAUGACCCGGCUGCUUGACAUCCUGGAAGAUUACUGCAUGUGGCGUGGCUAUGGAUAUUGCCGCCUAGAUGGACAGACACCACAUGAAGAAAGAGAGGAAGCUAUAGAAAGAUUUAAUGCUCCUAACAGCAGCAAGUUCAUCUUCAUGCUGAGUACCCGUGCCGGAGGCCUUGGAAUUAAUUUGGCAACUGCUGAUGUGGUGAUUUUGUAUGAUUCAGACUGGAACCCUCAAGUCGAUUUACAAGCAAUGGAUCGAGCACAUCGCAUAGGCCAAACAAAAACAGUACGGGUGUUCCGUCUCAUUACCGACAACACAGUUGAAGAACGGAUUGUGGAAAGAGCUGAGUUAAAACUGAGGCUGGACUCUAUAGUCAUACAGCAAGGGAGGCUAAUAGACCAGCAGUCAAACAAGCUCGCAAAGGAUGAGAUGCUGCAGAUGAUACGCCAUGGAGCCACCCAUGUGUUUGCAUCAAAGGAUAGUGAACUGACAGAUGAAGAUAUAACUACCAUUCUGGAAAGAGGGGAAAAGAAGACUGCUGAAAUGGCAGAGCGCUUGGAAAAGAUGGGCGAGAGCUCUCUUAGAAAUUUCUCUAUGGAGACAGAAACGAGUUUAUAUAAUUUUGAAGGAGAAGAUUAUCGAGAAAAGCAAAAGCUGAGCAUGUUAGAAUGGAUAGAGCCACCCAAACGAGAGCGCAAGGCCAAUUAUGCAGUGGAUGCAUAUUUCAGAGAUGCCUUGCGUGUUAGCGAACCUAGAGCGCCAAAGGCUCCCCGGCCACCAAAGCAGCCGAACAUUCAAGACUUUCAGUUUUUUCCACCAAGACUGUUUGAGCUGUUGGAGAAAGAAAUACUCUAUUACAGAAAAACCAUUGGAUAUAAGGUCCCUAGAAAUUCAGACCUCUCAAACGCGUCUCAGGUACAAAAAGAAGAACAAAGGAAGAUUGAUGAGUCCGAGCCACUUGGUGCUUCAGAGUCUGAAGAAAAGGAGACACUUUUAACCCAGGGAUUUACAAAUUGGAACAAACGAGACUUCAACCAGUUUAUCAAAGCUAAUGAGAAAUAUGGCCGUGAUGAUAUUGAUAACAUUGCGCGAGAGGUAGAAGGAAAGACACCGGAAGAGGUCAUUGAAUACUCAGCUGUGUUUUGGGAGCGGUGCAAUGAAUUACAGGAUAUUGAGAAAAUCAUGGCUCAAAUUGAAAGAGGUGAAGCAAGGAUUCAAAGAAGGAUCAGCAUUAAAAAAGCACUGGAUGCAAAAAUUGCAAGGUACAAGGCCCCUUUUCAUCAGCUGAGGAUACAGUAUGGGACUAACAAAGGAAAGAACUACACAGAAGAAGAAGACCGCUUUCUGAUUUGCAUGCUGCAUAAAAUGGGCUUUGACAAAGAAAAUGUAUAUGAAGAAUUGCGGCAGUGCGUUCGAAAUGCUCCACAAUUUAGGUUUGAUUGGUUCAUCAAGUCGAGGACUGCCAUGGAGCUACAGAGACGCUGCAAUACUCUUAUAUCACUGGUAGAGAAAGAAAACUUGGAGAUUGAAGAAAAAGAAAGGGCAGAGAAAAAGAAAAAGACAUCAAAGCAAUCGUCUUGUAAAAGAAAAGCUGAUCCAGUUACAGACAGUGGGAAGAAGGAUACAAAGAAAGUGAAGUCUUAAAGUCGUAUAAAGUCCUGUCUAUAGGUCACUAGUUACAAAACUGCCACGUCUAUUUUUCUGUCAUAUAAUGCCUCAUCCAAGCUAACUGACAAUGUUUGUGCAUUAUCAUUACUAUAGGACAAUUUAUUGUGUCAGAAUGUGUAUAUUUUUCAAUGUCUUUAUCUGAAAUACCUGUAAUAUUAUAUUUUAUGCUUCCCAGUAUUUACAGCUACUGUAUUUUGUGAAUUUCAUAUAUUUCAUAAUGUAACAGUCCCAGUUUUAAGCAAGUGCAGAGGGUUUUAGCUUUUGUAUGUUUUAUACUGUAUGUAGUGGCUUUGAAAUAAAAUGUUAUGGUUUA
Messenger RNA from Pseudophryne corroboree (corroboree frog), 3632 nucleotides. RefSeq names its product SWI/SNF related, matrix associated, actin dependent regulator of chromatin, subfamily a, member 1 (gene SMARCA1). The transcript has 24 exons. Gene Ontology annotation, cellular component: nucleus; chromatin. Gene Ontology annotation, molecular function: DNA binding; ATP-dependent chromatin remodeler activity; ATP binding. The record is from RefSeq and is a predicted model, not a curated record. Gene Ontology annotation, biological process: regulation of transcription by RNA polymerase II; nucleosome organization. Bases 176 to 3295 code for a protein of 1039 amino acids. Lineage: Eukaryota; Metazoa; Chordata; Amphibia; Anura; Myobatrachidae.